Molecule: messenger RNA, 1898 nt
Organism: Tachyglossus aculeatus (Australian echidna)
Lineage: Eukaryota; Metazoa; Chordata; Mammalia; Monotremata; Tachyglossidae
Gene: PRORP
Product: protein only RNase P catalytic subunit
Exons: 7
Coding region: 6-1748 (580 amino acids)
Biological process (GO): mitochondrial tRNA 5'-end processing; tRNA 5'-leader removal
Cellular component (GO): mitochondrial ribonuclease P complex; mitochondrion
Molecular function (GO): protein binding; ribonuclease P activity
Source: RefSeq, a predicted model, not a curated record
ACAUCAUGACGUUCUUCCCCGCUCCGUAUUGGCAAGGUUUGCGGGUUUUGUGCGCUCUGGCUCCGAGGGGCCGGCCUCCGCCCCCUCUCUUCUCCCGUUUCUACUCCUCUAAGGAAGUCCGCGGAGCCUUCCCCACCGCCACGUCUUCUCCAGAUAACGGCAAAACGGUCAGCCCGCUGCCUUCCGGGGCCAAUUCUGGAAAGACGGGAGAAAGGAAGGGCGGAGGGAAGCACCACCCCUCCGUUUCUCAUCCCUUAUUUUCCGCUGGAGCGGCUAAGAGCAGGUCGAGGAAGCUGGGCCAGGAUCAAGGACCGGCUUCUGUCUUCCUGGAGGACUCCGUUCUGCUCCCAGCCAAGCCUCUGAAUUCGGAGGAGUGGGAGAAGAUGAAGGACACGUGGAAAACCCAGAAGAAUUUCGAAAACUGGAUGAUGAAGAAGAUGAUCAAGAAUAACAGCCCCCUAGAUGUGGCCAAGUCUCUGCUGGCCUGGGUGGCCAAAAGGAAUAGCAGCGAAUUGGGGUACAGUUUGCUUAUUCACUAUUUGACCCUGUGUGUCCAUCAGAAGCAAACGGCAGAGGUUAUCGACCUCUACGAGAUCCUGAGAGCCAGAUACAGGUGUCUGGAAUCGGGGGCUUACACCCUCCUGAUCCGGGGUUUAUCCCACUCGGAUCACUGGAGAGAGAGCUUACUGCUGUUGGAGAAGGUCAAAAAGAUCAUAAUUCCCUCCAAAACAAAUUACGGGGACUGUAUCGAGGGAGCCCUCCUCCACCAAGAGAUGGAUCUCGCUUGGGAUCUCUAUCAAGAAAUGCUGGGUUAUUCUCUGACUCCGUCCUGGAGCACCCUUCGGCUGUUUUUUGAGACCGGUAAAGGCAGCAACGACGGCCAGCUUAAAGACAAACUUUUGGACAUCCUGGUGUAUUUGAGAGAUCAUCAGAUGUAUCCCGAGGAGUCCUUCGUGCAGAGCGUAAAGACGUGGUUUGAGAGUAUUCCUGGAGAGAGGUGGAAAGGCCAAUUCACCACAGUUCAAAAGAGUGGCCGGUGUUCAGCCUGUGGGAAAAAUUUGGAGUCCCUUCACCUGAGCCCCGAAGAAUAUGACUUUCUCAAGGAAAAGAUCAUGAAGGAUGUGAUAGAGGGUUCGGACCAGUUCAGGAAGACCAGCCCCGAGGAACUUGAGAAAUAUAAGGACUUUGUGAAAAGACAUCCUCCCUUUGAUAUCGUAAUCGAUGGGCUCAAUGUUGCCAACAUGAAAUCUAAAGUGCGUCAGUCUCUAACUCUCCUUAACGUGGUGACUCAGUUGGCCCAGAAGAACCUGAAGCUUCUUGUGCUGGGCCGGAAGCACAUGUUGUACGGGACGGCCAGCUGGAGAAAGCAGGAGAUGGAGGCGGUGCAGAAAAACGCCGCCUGCUUCUUUACGGAGAACACCUCGGAGGACGAUCCUUUCCUGCUGUAUGCCACCCUGCAUUCGGGAAACCACUGCAAGUUUGUCACUCAGGACCUCCUCCGAGACCACAAAGCCUGCCUCCCUGACGCCCUGACUCGGCGCCUGUUCUUCAAGUGGCAGCAGGGGCAUCAGCUCGCGUUUUCCAGCUAUUCCGCGGGAAACAGGAUCGUCUUUCAGCCCGUUCUUUCCUACGACACUCUGGUGCAAACUACAGGGGACUCGUGGCACAUACCGUACGAUGAAAACCUAGUUGAAAGAUAUUCCUACGAAGUGCCAACCAAGUGGCUCUGCCUUUGCCGAGAGCAUUAACAGACAGAAGGUGGUAGGGCAACAUUAUCCUCUUUAAUUGCCCCCGUUGUUGGCGGCGAUGUCAAGCUGAUGUCUCUGUCCUGACGUUGGGUUGGCGGCGUUCUGUGUCAGCGAGUGGAUUGAGGAAUAAAUCAGACCUCCGGAUUUUCA